Molecule: messenger RNA, 3429 nt
Organism: Aedes albopictus (Asian tiger mosquito)
Lineage: Eukaryota; Metazoa; Arthropoda; Insecta; Diptera; Culicidae
Exons: 2
Coding region: 1601-2788 (395 amino acids)
Source: RefSeq, a predicted model, not a curated record
UAUACAAGUUCGGUAUUAGGAUUUCGGUAAUUAGGAGAAUACAGGUUUCGAAGACAAGAGUUAAAUUGAAGAGAGAUGGUUGCACGGAAAAGAGAUGGAUUGAGAGAAAAGAGAAGUUAGAACUGUAAUGAGAAUCAGGAGAAAUAAAUAUGAUCAGAAAGUGUCUGAGAUCGAACCGAUCAAGUUGUGUUUUCACUACCAGUUCUUUAGAAAACCCCUAGUACAAAUUUAUCAGUGGCAAACGAGGAUAAAGUUUUAAAGUAGUUAGUCGCGUCGCGAGUGAAAAUUAAUGAGAAAGUGCAAUUUUCUUGGAAUCCUCCGGCGUAAGUUUAUUAAGAGAUUUUGGAAGCGGCUACGGUGCUGAUUUUUUAUUGAAUUUUGCUGACAAAGCCUUUUUGUCACGCGCUUCCUUAUCUCCAUUUUAUUUCAAGCAUUGGUGGCGUGCUAUAUCGCGCACUUGUAAGUAAAUUUUGCUAGAUUGAAAAAUCAACGUCGUUUAGGGUUAUACAGUGAAUUGUAGUGAUUUUUUGGCGAAACGAGCGUGAAAAUCACGGCGAAAGCGUAUUCAUUUUCGGCAAAGAAAAACGCCAUUUUGCUUCGUGCUUCAUUUUCCAUUCUUUUAUUGAAGCGGUGAUAGAUGCUCAUUGUUCUUUUGUAUUCUUUUAUUCUUUUGUUUGUACCACAGUGAAUAGAGUCAUUCAACUUUGCCAUUUUGAGCAUCAGUGUUUUCUCAGUGUGGGUAUUCAAGAGGAGAACAACAGUAGCGCUGUUGAUCCUUUUGUUUUACCACCGAUUUUACCGCCCGCAGCUACAAAGCCAAGCUGUCAGUGAGUCAACUGUGGUAAUUUAGUCGACGUCGCAGCCAGCCAGAUUUGGUGCAUCAAAAGUGCAUUUUUGUUUUGAUUGCCGUCUCAGCCAGUGGAGAGGGGUCAACGACCCAGAAGAAAAAUUUAAUCGACCGAAAAAAAUUUUGUUUAGUGGUUUUAUCACCGAGAAGUUCGGCAGAGCGGAAGAAAAAAAGUGAAGAGAUUCCCUGCUGCGUCUGGAUUUGCCGCUUGGGAGUUGCUGUUGCUGUGCGGGUGGCCAUUUUGUAGCGGAUUUGGUCGCUGUGCUGCUGUGGAAGAGUCGUCGCGAGUUGAAGGUUGCUGCUGCUGCUGCUGGGUGCUGGUGCUGUUGUUGUUUGCUGCCGGGUGCAGGUUGCAUUCUCGAGGCUACCCGAGGAAAAGUUUUCUUUUGAAAACUAUAAGGUAUGUGAUUUUGUUUUCUUCUUUUUAUCAUUUUCAUUUGAAAAACAUAUUUGAACUGAAUUUUAAUCCGGAUUUGUAUUUGUUGUUCUUUUUAUUAUAUUUUUUUUUAAUUUUUUCUGUGGUUUUUCCCAAUUUAAACAAUAAGUAUGUUGCAAACCACUACUGAACCUUACUUGCCUGGUACAAUACCAUUUGCUCAGUAUCAGGAACAAUUGGAAUGGCUGUUUUAACAUAACAAUAUACAGGAAGAUCAGUACAAGACUUCAUUUUUGGCGGUCUGCGGCCGUGAAGUUUUUACACAGCUAAAGCUUUUAUUUCCGGGUAGAGAUUUUAAAGAUUUAACCUACAAGCAAAUGACUGAGGAAUUGACAAAGCGUUUUGACAAAAAGGAGUCAGAUGUCAUACAUAGCUAUAAAUUUUGGACUCGCCGCCAAGGGCAAUACGAAAAAGCAAUCGAUUUUGUCCUGGGCGUGAAACAAUUGGCAGAAGAUUGUGAUUUUGGCGGUUUUAAGGAGAGAGCUAUUCGCGAUGUUCUGGUUAUCGGCGUUUCCGAUCGUCAGUUGCAAAAACGAUUAUUUGAUGAGGACGAUCUCACUGCUUCGAAAGCCGAGAGGAUCAUUGUUAACCAAGAGAUUUCCAGUGAUAGGACGCGUUAUUUGAAAGAAGAUGACGAUAAGAGAGGCAAUACCCGAGGUAGUGUUAUUGCAAGACUGGGUGCAAGGGUGGAUCGCUCUCGAGUUAGGUUUGCACGCAGAAGCCGAAGCAGGAGUAGAAGCUACAGUAGAGAUAGAUCGUUUUCGAAGGGAGGCCGAAGAAAUCGCAGAUUUGACGAUAAGUUCAAUAGUAGUAACAGUAAACCAUCAUUUUUGUGUUCAUUUUGUAAGAAACGCGGGCACACUAGGAAGUUUUGUUACAAGUUGAACAGGAAAAGUCCAAGUAAGGAGAGAUCCAGUGUUAACUUCAUUCAAUCACCGAAGCCCUCAAAAGCUUCUUCUUCAGGGCUGUUUAAGAGACUGAAAGCAGAUUUGGAAAACACAGACUCUGAAGAUGAUUCCCCUUGCAUGAUGAUUUCGGCCGUUAACAAGAUUAACGAGCCAUGUUACGUUGAGGUUCUAGCAGAUAGGAGGAGAUUAACGAUGGAGAUAGAUUGCGGCUCGGCAGAGAGCGUUAUUUCGGAAAGUUUGUUCUUGAGGAACUUUAGUGCUCACUCUUUGAAACCAUGCAACAAAAAGUUGGUCGUCAUAGAUGGAAAACGUUUAGCUAUUUUGGGGAAAGUUUUUGUUCCUGUACAGGUAGGAGACAUCAAAGCCCAGGAACUUUCCUUGGUAGUGCUACAGUGCGACAACGAUUUUGUACCUUUAAUGGGCCGAACAUGGCUGGACGUCUUCUAUAAAGGAUGGAGAAACACUUUUGCUAGACCUACGACAUCGACAGAGAGGAUAAAUGUUUUGACGGAAGACGAGACGAUUGACGAUGUUAAGCAUUUCCCUCGGUGGCAGGAUCGUGUGGGCGCACAAGCGCCAAUUGAAAGUGCAAUCUGAACCAUAUCAGAAAACGGAUCGAAUGGUUGUUUUUCGAGGAGAGAGGUUGUUUGAUGCAGUUGAUGCAGCGCAUCAGCCGCAUGAAGAGCAAGUGGAAGAAUACAAUGAAGAAGAUCAUAACAGGAAAAGAAGAAGAGAAGAAGAUGUUUCUGACGAUUCGGAUUCAUCGUUUUACGGUUUUCCUGCCGAUUCGUUUAUUUUUCGAGAAGAAAAUUCAGAUCAAGUAAAUGUUGAAGAAGCGAAUUCAGAAAUUCAAGAUAAUCUUGUCAGAAGAAGCGAAAGAAGAUCGAAAAAGAAGAGAAAGAAAGAUUUUGUUUAUUAUUAGAUAAAUUAUCAGAAAUAAAGCAUGUGAAAUUUUGUAAAUUAUAAAUAGUUUAGAAUCUUCUUAAAGGGAUAAGGAGUUGUUGUAUACAAGUUCGGUAUUAGGAUUUCGGUAAUUAGGAGAAUACCGGUUUCGAAGACAAGAGUUAAAUUGAAGAGAGAUGGUUGCACGGAAAAGAGAUGGAUUGAGAGAAAAGAGAAGUUAGAACUGUAAUGAGAAUCAGGAGAAAUAAAUAUGAUCAGAAAGUGUCUGAGAUCGAACCGAUCAAGUUGUGUUUUCACUACCAGUUCUUUAGAAAACCCCUAGUACAAAUUUAUCA